UUUUAUAAAGCCUAAACUGAUCCGCUUCUUCUUCUUCUCUUCUCUGAUAUUUUCAUUUCCUUCUUCUCCUCAAAAGAUCAGAUCAAAACUUAAAGGUUUCUUAAUCUCGACGAAGAUGGCGACGCAGAAGGCUAAGGACAUCGUUAACAGCGACUCAGUCGUUGUUUUCAGCAAGACGUUUUGUCCUUACUGCGUGAGGGUCAAGGAGCUUUUGCAACAAUUGGGAGCUAAGUUCAAGGCCGUUGAGCUCGACACCGAGAGUGAUGGUAGCCAAAUUCAAUCAGCUCUUGGAGAAUGGACUGGACAACGCACUGUGCCUAAUGUGUUUAUUGGAGGAAAUCACAUCGGUGGCUGCGAUGCAACAUCAAACUUGCAUAAAGAUGGGAAGUUGGUUCCUCUGCUAACUGAAGCUGGAGCUAUCGCUGGAAAGACUGCAACAACUUCUGCUUAAGAAGCACAUCCAUUUGUGAUUGCUUCAUCAGUAAUAAAAUGGUUUGAGUCGGGCAAUAAGUACUUGUUUCGUUGUCAAGUUAAUAAGUAUUCUGAAAUGUUUUAAGAUUGUGGUAAUGUCGAAGUCGGUUUUGAACUUCUGAUGCAUUAUGUUAUCAUCUUCUGGAUUUGCGUUUGGUAACAUUUUGUUAUUAAAUAGAAACUCGAGUUUAGGCUCUCAGGUUAAAUCAA
This is a messenger RNA of Camelina sativa (false flax), 681 nucleotides long. RefSeq names its product glutaredoxin-C2. Gene Ontology annotation, molecular function: glutathione disulfide oxidoreductase activity. The record is from RefSeq and is a predicted model, not a curated record. Gene Ontology annotation, biological process: cellular response to oxidative stress. NCBI's taxonomy places the organism in Eukaryota, Viridiplantae, Streptophyta, Magnoliopsida, Brassicales, Brassicaceae. Gene Ontology annotation, cellular component: cytoplasm.